AUGGUAUAUACGUAUCUAGGGAAACAACUCUUGUCGAGAUUAGAAAUCGAUGAAGACGAGAUUGUUGACACGAUGGAGAUUCUGGGAAUUGGUCAGCAGUACGACACUGACGUGCGUGCAAAUCUUGUCGAGCUAAUGACGCAUCGCCUCAGUGGAGAAAAAAAGUGCUCAAGUGCCCAGGCUGGCCAUGUGUUUGAGGUUUACAUGAACAAGUGUGAUACUUUCAACAAACUCGCACGAAAAGUACGUCUACUACCAGAUGUCAUCGAUCUGCGGUAUUUUGGAGCCCCAAAGCUGUCGACGUCGCUCGUGUGUAUUGCAAAUAUGGACAGGAUAAUACGCGAAUGUCCCCGUGACCCAAAAUUGCGCUGGGUAUAUCGAGGAGUCCACCCGGAUAGAAUUCAAAUUGUGCAUACGUUAACAUCAGACCGCCAUCUAGCAAACCGGUACGAGUCCGCGCUUGUAAACUACGGCUUCACGUCGUGUACAACAAACAUACACCAGGCGAACCGGUUUGCGUCUACGGAAAAGAAGUGCUGUAUACUCCGAUUUCGCAUACCCGAAUCAGUUGCGUAUUUUGACGCUCGCAAAAUAAACACAAUGGGCGAGGAAGAACUUGUGAUUAGACGCAACACGACAUUUUCGGCCUUCAGGCCAGUCUUUCGCCUGGAUGAUGAUACACAGGUGAUUGAGUGCGUAUUGAGGAUAUCGCCUGCACCACUGGCCGACUAUUUGACAUGA
Messenger RNA from Sphaeroforma arctica JP610, 741 nucleotides. RefSeq lists its product as hypothetical. Lineage: Eukaryota; Ichthyosporea; Ichthyophonida. The record is from RefSeq and is a predicted model, not a curated record. Bases 1 to 741 code for a protein of 246 amino acids. The transcript has a single exon.